Messenger RNA from Ananas comosus (pineapple), 1143 nucleotides. Its product is annotated as cysteine-rich repeat secretory protein 38-like. The record is from RefSeq and is a predicted model, not a curated record. The transcript has 2 exons. Bases 1 to 1143 code for a protein of 380 amino acids. Lineage: Eukaryota; Viridiplantae; Streptophyta; Magnoliopsida; Poales; Bromeliaceae.
AUGGAUACACCUCCUCCAUCCUCCGCCCCCUCCCCCUCUUGUUUACUACUCAUCUCACUACUCUGCUGCCUUCCCCUCUUGCUGCACGGCGGCGAUGAUGAUUCGCCGAUCGAUCAAAUCUGCGGCGACACCGGCAGCUACACCGCCAACAGCACCUACGAGUCCAACCUCCGCCACCUCCUGCCCUAUCUCUCCUCCGUAGCCUCAGUCUCCGACGGCUUCUCCAAUGCCAGCACAGGCGAGUCCGUCGACCAGGUACUUGGUCUCGCCCUCUGCCGCGGCGACGUCAACGCCACCGACUGCGGCACCUGCCUCGACGGAGCUCCCAGUGACACCCAGCAGCUAUGCCCGUACGAAAAAACGGCCGUCAUCUGGUACGACCACUGCCUCCUCAUGUAUUCAAACCAAAACUUUACCUCCGCCUUCAACAACUCCGGGCAGGUCAUCAUGUUGAAUACCCAAAACAUAACGGGCGAGAGGUUUCCCGGGUACACCCGGAGCACCGCCAUUAAGAAUUUCUUCAACCAAGUGGUGAACACUCUACUGAGUCACGUAGCCGAUUCGGCUGCGUCGAAUUCAAACUCCGGAAAGCUGUUCGCCACCGGUGAAUUGACCAUCACGAACGGCUUUCCGACAAUAUACGGGUUAGCUCAAUGCGCUCCGGACAUGCCGGGCCCCGAGUGUCGCCGGUGCCUUCAGGCCCAAAUCAACGAGACACUGAGCUACUUCGACGGGCGGCAAGGGGGACGAGUUCUCGGCAUCUGGUGCAAUUUGAGAUACGAAGUGUAUCCGUUCUACUACGGGAGGUCGAUGACAAGCAUUUCUUCUGUCGCGCCGGGGGACCUGCCCGGUACUCCGCAACCUCCCAGCACUCAGCCAGGUAGCUCGCCGCCUCUCACGGUGUCGCCUCCUCCGCAAAUUCCAACCGAAAAAAGGGCAAAGUUGUAUCACUCUCGACCAACUUUCAAUUUUGAUACUGAUGAAGUAAUUAGGCUUUGGAAGAGUGAAGAAAACAGUUCCGAAUUCUCAUUAUUUGAUUUUGCUACCCUAGUGAACUCUACAAACAAUUUCUCCAUCGAAAGCAAACUGGGCGAGGGCGGUUUUGGGCCUGUUUACAAGGUAAUUCAAGUGCAAUCAAUUUAA